Molecule: messenger RNA, 3748 nt
Organism: Durio zibethinus
Lineage: Eukaryota; Viridiplantae; Streptophyta; Magnoliopsida; Malvales; Malvaceae
Product: calmodulin-binding transcription activator 4-like
Biological process (GO): regulation of transcription by RNA polymerase II
Cellular component (GO): nucleus
Molecular function (GO): double-stranded DNA binding; protein binding; transcription coregulator activity
Source: RefSeq, a predicted model, not a curated record
AUUUGGAGCGUUAUCUACGAGGACUGGCGAUCACUAGCUAUUUGCUUUGGUCAAGCCAAACGACCCUUUCGACUCAACUUCUUACAAAUAAAUAAAAAUAUUCUCCGUUAGCAAUCAAAGCCAUUGGAAAAUUUCCCCUUCAAUUCAUCAUCUCCACCGUCGGUUGUCAACGAAUCAACUACUACAAAGACUCUGUCUCUGAUGCGGUUGUUGAACGUCGCGAGCCAAAGGAAGUAUCCGACAUGAGUAGGCUGAGACAGCCGAGAAUCUUUUAGUUGCAGCUGCCGGCAAUUUAUCUCACACUGGGUCUGAGCAUGUUAAGUGGAGGGUCUCGUUCCUGCAGACUUAACGGACUAUAACUGCUCAAAACUAGCCACGUCAUGAAAGACCCAACUCAACAUUUCAUACGGGCACCUGCAGAUUCCGGCGCAGCUUCGUGCCUCGAGUGAUUCCACGAAACAAGGCCCCGCCGUACAGCAGCGUAGAAAAUUUUGAAGUCAAAAUUCCAAUCCCCUCUCUUUUUGUAUGACUUACUGUUUAGACUUUAGAGCUUAGACUUUUAACCCGGUUCAAGUGUGAUCAUCCCCUCCAAUAAUUCCUUCCUUAUUCCGGCCUCGGUAAUUCCUAUUUCGACCGGACCUUUGACUUCAGCUUCGUUUCGUCUUUGGUCCAGUAAAAGUCUCCGGUACAAAUGACCACAAUCGCAUCUUAUCCUCAACAGUUUGUUUGAUUUUGAAUUUCUUAUAGGAAUUGAAGAUGGCGCAAUCAGGGUAUGAUAUUAAUAAUCUAUUUCGAGAAGCUCAAUCUCGGUGGUUGAAGCCAGCGGAAGUACUCUUUAUACUUCAAAAUCAUGAAAAGUAUCAACUCACGCAGGAGCCUCCUCAAAAGCCAACAAGUGGCUCUUUGUUUCUUUUCAACAAGAGGGUUCUUCGUUUCUUUCGCAAAGAUGGUCACAAUUGGCGUAAAAAGAAGGAUGGAAGAACUGUCGGCGAAGCUCAUGAAAGGCUUAAGGUUGGUAAUGUUGAAACUUUAAAUUGUUACUAUGCUCAUGGAGAGCAGAACCCCAGUUUUCAGAGACGUAGCUUUUGGAUGCUUGACCCGGCAUAUGAGCAUAUUGUUCUCGUUCAUUAUAGAGAAAUAAAUGAGGCUAAGCCCAGUUCUACAUCCAUUCUUCAGUCACCUGUAUCCUCUUCUGCCUUUAGUCCAAGUCCAAACUCUUAUACUUCUCAAAAUCCUGGAUCCAACUCUCUAGCUAGCGAUGUACAUGAACCAUAUCAGAAUUUAUCUAGUCCAGGGUCUGUUGAAGUUAGUUCUGAUAUUGUCAUUAAGAAAAAUGGGAUAGAUAAUACAGUGGAGUAUUCCAGUCCAGCUGAUCUUGAGGUUAGUCAAGCUUUAAAGAGGAUUGAGGAGCAGUUAAGUUUAAACGAGGACAGCUUCAAAGAAAUGAGUCCAUUCUGCAGCCUGGAUGGAGAUACUGAUGAUUCAAAAUUUCUGGAAUAUGGAAGUGGGAUCGACAAGCAGGACCCACAAGCAGAUUUACUUUACAAACCAGAUGAUAUCAUUCAAGAUCACCUUUAUUCUCAACCUGCUAGGGUGGAAAAUUAUUCAAAUAGUUUUGCGCUGCUUCCAGGUGGAGGUAAAAAUGGAGAACCUAAUCAAGCGUAUGGCAAUGAUAAUUCAGAUGGAAGUAAGGAAUCUCUAUAUUGGAAAAAUGUAUUAGACUCCUGCAAGAAUCAAUCAGGUGUUGGCUCCCAGCAGGGAAAGCCACCAUCUUGUUCGAGGACAGAACCAGCAGAUCAACAAGAACAGUCUUAUUGGCUAAAUUUCAAUGGAUCUCACGUUGAAGACUCUUCUGUACUGCUACCUCAAGAAGUUGAAAAUGUUGAACUUCCUUCAUAUUCUUCUGCAAUACAAACUAUUGACACCAAUUCUGAUUAUUAUACGAUGUUGUUCAACCAAGAGGAAAUAGGAAUUCCUCUUGUAACAGAUUCAAGCUUGACCGUUGCACAGAAGCAGAAGUUUACAAUUCGGGAAAUUUCUCCAGAAUGGGGUAACUACAGUGAGGCUACAAAGGUCAUCAUUGUUGGAUCGUUUCUCUGUGAUCCCUCAGAAUCUGCCUGGGCAUGUAUGUUUGGGGAGACCGAAGUUCCACUUGAGAUCAUUCAGGAAGGUGUUAUCUGUUGUAAAGCUCCUCCUCACCUUCCUGGGAAGGUCACGCUCUGCAUCACUUCUGGCAAUCGUGAGUCCUGCAGUGAAAUCAGAGAGUUUGAGUAUAGAGUUAAUACUAGUAAUUGUGCUCGGUGUUGUUUAUCCAACACAGAGGCUCCUAAAAGUCCAGAAGAGCUAUUGUUACUUGUUAGAUUUGUACAGAUGCUUCUGUCUGAUUCCUCAGUGCAGAAAGACAGCAUUGAAUCAAGAAUGCAUGUUCUGAGAAAGUUCAAAGCUGAUGAUGAUUCAUGGAGUCAUGUCAUAGAGGCUCUUUUAAUAGGCAGUGGGACUACCUCUGGUACUGUUGAUUGGCUUCUACAAGAGCUUUUAAAGGACAAGUUGCAGCAAUGGUUAUGUUCUAGAUCCAAGGAAGCAAGUGAUCAGUCAGGCUGCAACAUGUCCAAGAAAGAGCAAGGAAUGAUACAUAUGGCUGCUGGUUUGGGCUUUGAGUGGGCCUUAAAUCCGAUUCUAAACCAUGGAGUCAGUAUAAAUUUCCGGGACAUUAACGGGUGGACUGCUCUUCACUGGGCUGCUCGAUUUGGAAGAGAAAAAAUGGUUGCUGCACUUAUAGCUUCUGGUGCUUCGGCUGGGGCAGUGACAGAUCCAACCUCACAAGAUCCAAGUGGCAAAACUGCAGCAUCUAUUGCUGCAUCCAGUGGACAUAAAGGACUUGCUGGUUAUCUUUCAGAGGUAGCUCUUACUAGCCAUCUUUCAUCCCUUACACUGGAAGAAAGUGAGCUUUCCAAAGGCUCAGCUGCAGUUCAGGCUGAAAUGGCUGUGAAUAGCAUCUCAAAGGAGAGCCUUGCCACCAGUGAGGAUCAGCUUUCACUUAAAGAUACCUUGGCUGCUGUCAGGAAUGCAACUCAGGCUGCUGCACGUAUACAAAAUGCUUUCCGUGCACAUUCUUUCCAGAAACGACAACAGAAAACAGUUGCUGCUUGUGCAGCUAGUGUAGAUGAGUAUGGUAUCAGUUCAGAUGAAAUUCAAGGUCUUUCUACCAUGUCAAAGCUUGCAUUUGGCAAUGCCCGUGAUUACAAUUCAGCGGCUUUAUCUAUUCAGAAGAAAUUCCGAGGCUGGAAAGGUCGCAAAGAUUUUCUGGCACUUCGCCAGAAAGUUGUAAAGAUACAGGCACAUGUGAGAGGUUACCAGGUCAGGAAGAAUUACAAGGUAAUCUGUUGGGCUGUUGGUGUUCUAGAUAAGGUUGUACUUCGAUGGCGACGGAGAGGUGUUGGCUUGCGAGGUUUUCGCAGUGAGCCAGAGUCCAUUGAUGAAAGUGAAGAUGAGGACAUUCUCAAAGUGUUCCGCAAACAGAAAGUUGAUGUAGCUGUUGACGAGGCUGUCUCACGGGUGAUGUCUAUGGUUGAUUCUCCAGAUGCACGUCAACAGUAUCGACGGAUGCUUGAAAGACAUCGCCAAGCGAAGGCUGAACUUGUUAACACAAAUGAACUAGCAGCAUCAGCUUCUGUAGGUGAUAUUUAUGAUAUGGAAAGUGAUGAUCUCCACUUUCCAUAGGAUCACCUUCUGAUCACACCCGUCUUCC